This is a messenger RNA of Sinocyclocheilus grahami, 2787 nucleotides long. It is a transcript of the gene marchf5, whose product is annotated as membrane-associated ring finger (C3HC4) 5. Lineage: Eukaryota; Metazoa; Chordata; Actinopteri; Cypriniformes; Cyprinidae. Bases 287 to 1132 code for a protein of 281 amino acids. The record is from RefSeq and is a predicted model, not a curated record. Gene Ontology annotation, molecular function: zinc ion binding. The transcript has 6 exons.
UGCGUCCGCUCGCGUUUUCUCACGCGCAGUCAAUGGAGUCGCUGCCUGUUUCUGGAAUUACUGACAUUUAUGAAUACUCAUUAAUAGAUCGGUUCAUAAUAAUCAAUCUCAAUGGUUUAUAAUCAGAUUUCAGCCGUUGUUUAAUGACAGUAAGACGCUCGUGUGCGUUUAGCGCGGCGUUAAGAUUCCCUGCGGCCUGACGAUUAAAUCUCUAUUAUUGAAAUAUUGAAAUAUUGCCAUAAUUUCGUUUUCAGGUAUUAAUUAAAGUGUGUGGACUCAUGUAAAUAUGGCAGAAGAGGGAGCGGUUGUGGUGCAGCAGAUUGUGGACAGGAGUUGUUGGGUGUGUUUUGCCACAGAUGAGGAUGACCGUACGGCGGAGUGGGUGCGUCCGUGCCGCUGCCGUGGUUCCACUAAAUGGGUUCAUCAGUCGUGUCUUCAGCGCUGGGUUGAUGAGAAACAGAGGGGCAACAGCACCGCACGUGUCGCCUGCCCACAAUGCAAUGCUGAAUACCUUAUCGUGUUCCCUAAGCUUGGGCCGGUGGUGUAUGUGCUGGAUCUGGCAGACAGGUUGAUCUCGAAGGCCUGUCCGUUUGCUGCUGCUGGUAUCAUGGUGGGAUCUAUUUACUGGACGGCCGUCACAUACGGCGCUGUGACAGUCAUGCAGGUUGUGGGUCAUAAGGAAGGUCUGGAUGUGAUGGAACGAGCCGAUCCUCUCUUCUUGUUGAUUGGUCUGCCAACCAUCCCAGUUAUGCUAAUUCUAGGGAAGAUGAUUCGCUGGGAGGAUUAUGUGCUCCGCCUCUGGAGGAAAUACUCCAAUAAGCUUCAGAUCCUCAACAGUAUUUUCCCAGGUAUCGGCUGCCCAGUGCCGAGGAUCCCGGCGGAGGCCAGUCCGCUGGCCGAUCACGUGUCUGCCACACGCAUCCUGUGCGGCGCCCUCGUGUUCCCCACCAUCGCCACCAUCGUGGGUAAACUGAUGUUCAGCAGCGUCAACUCAAAUCUUCAGAGGACCAUCCUGGGUGGCAUUGCAUUUGUGGCUAUUAAAGGGGCGUUUAAGGUUUAUUUCAAGCAGCAGCAGUAUCUCCGACAAGCUCAUCGCAAGAUCCUCAAUUUCCCUGAGACGGAGGAGGCCUGAGCUCAUCAUCAGACCUCUGCUGGAUUCCAUGAUUUCACUCAGCUUUGAGAGACACUACCGGACUUUCACAGACGCUGGAUUUGGUUUUCUCUUCUUCCUUGGGAAUGUGACUACUGCGUUUGAACGGUGAUUCAGCUUUGUUUCAGUUGAUCUAAUCAGACCUGAGAGUUGCGCGUUACUUAUUUUAUGAGCUUUGACAUUUUAAGAAAGAGACUGAGGAAAACAAAUAUUGAAAGAAGGUUUUAUAUUAAUAAGUGGUUGUUUUAUAUUGAAUUAGAAAUGUUCAGGUGAAUCAUCUUUAAAGCAUCCUUAACAUGCAAAAGACGACGUGCCGUUUCACAUGAAGCACUUUUGUCCACUCAUUAACAAUUAGACUUGCAUAUGCAAUGAUAAAUACUAAAGGCAAAUGUAAACAUCUAAAGCUUUUAUUUUCCUUGAAUAAUCUUAUAAAAUAAUCUUUUUUGUGGUUGUUCUUCUCGGAUGAAUUUCACAAAGAAAUGUCCCCAUUUCCUGUUAUAUUUCACACCAAAGUCAAAAGAAAUCAAUUGUUUUGCAUAUAAAAAAGGCAAGUCUGGGCACAAUUAUUUUUGUUUCAGUUUAGUACGUAUCAUGUAUACUAUUAAAAUGAUACUUUACAAAUAGCUCUAAUUGAACAUUUGUUUUUUAGCAUUUAAUCAUGGAAAUCAUUUCACAAAUCAAAAAAGUCCCAUUGCUUUUUUUUAAUGCGAUAUUUGAAAUUUUUUUUUUUUUAUGUCAAUUUUGGGAUGAAAUAUGACCGCUUCUGUGAAAUUCACCAUCUUGCCUGCGUUCACAUAAUUUAAGCGAUCAGCUGAUCAUGUUUCAUUUCCAUCUUUGUGCUGUUGAUGUCUUGAGGUUCAGGGAAUUUGUCUUUUAUAGUCUGUCUGUUAAGGACUCUUGUACAAACCGAGAAUCCAGUGUUUGGUCCUUAAUCCAUCACUUUAUUAAAACAUUAUGGUACUUGAUGACUCAUAACUGCUGUUAAUAAACCGGUCUCAUUAUAUAUUCCCAGAGAUAAAUAGUCUUGUGUAGAACAGUGAACUUUAAGAGUAUUAGUGGCCUUUUUAUUACACCAGGACAAUAUAUGUGUCUUAAAGGUUACAUGGUUCAGAUGGACAGCUAGGUUUAUUUGGUGAACAUGCCAAUUGUUUUCUGAAUCAUUGCGUUUGAUUAAUGUAGUGCUUCUGUUUUAUCGCCAGCCAUUAGCAACUGUGAAGUUUCCAACCAUUACUACACUACAGUGGGCAGUGAGAGGCUUGUGCAAUUAAUUAAACUUCACACCUAAUUAGCUUUUGGAGUUCUAUUUGUCCAUAGAGCUCAAGUACAUCAUUACAGCUUCUUGAAGAUGGGCGUAACCCUGAAAGAACAUGCUUAAUGGUGACGUAGGUGCUAAGAAAUAGUGUUUAUGUACACCAACUGCGAGACUAGAAGUAGCAGAUGAGUUUUUCUGUUGCCUAAAUAGGAUUUUAAAUUCUGACUUUCUUUUCAGCAUCUAAUUGUGCUGUAUAAUAUCAGUGGGGUAUGCAUGUUGUACAGAUGAAGCAUAAUGCCAAAUACAGAACAUGUAUGUUGUACAGAUGUGGCUUCUGAAUUGAUAGUUUCCUGGUUGGUUUAUGUAAAUAAAUUUAUUUUUUCAA